UUGAUUUACUAUUCACUGCCUUUAAAUAUCAUCUAUUUACAUUUUUAUCCCUUUCUUUUAUAUCAAAAGCUCGUUAUAUUCUUCUUCUCCACAGUUUUCAUCACAGUCUCGCUCUCUUCAUUUCCUCUUCAAUUAAGAAAUAAUUCAAACUUUGAAAAGAAAAAUUUGGGAUUUUUUUCAAACACUAAAAAGCCAAACUAACACAGCUAUAGCAAAUGGGUCAGAUCCAAUACUCUGAGAAAUACUACGAUGACACUUAUGAGUACAGGCAUGUAGUGCUUCCUCCUGAAGUAGCCAAACUGCUCCCUAAGAAUCGCCUUCUCUCUGAAAAUGAAUGGCGUGCCAUCGGAGUUCAGCAGAGCCGCGGUUGGGUUCACUAUGCGAUUCAUCGCCCUGAGCCCCAUAUCAUGCUCUUCAGGAGGCCACUGAACUAUCAGCAGCAGCAGGAGAAUCAAGCUCAGCAGAAUAUCCUUGCUAAGUGAUCUUUUUUUAACCACCCGAUAUCCUGAAAAUGUUGAAUACAGAACAAGAAAACAAUACUACUUUGGUUUAUGCUCUGCGUAAACACGCUUCUGCUUAGUUUCGGAUUUCCUAGCUGUUUGUUAUGUUGUAAUUCUCUUCUCUAGAGAAUUUCUUGUCAGUCGAUUCGCAUCUUCUGCUUAUCAACCAUGGCUUUCUAAUGAUACUUGGUUACUGGGUAUUACUUGAUUAGGAUGUAUGAUGACGGUUUUACUUUCUAGUGUACUUUUGGUUGGAUGGUAUUGAUCCAAAAGUAAUGGUGGAUUUUGAUGGAUAGUGUUUAAUUAUUAUGGUGUGUUAUUUUGUGGUUGUAGUUGUUGUUACUUGAAAUCACAGGAUUUUAGAUAUUGUGUAUGUGGGUGUGCGUUUACUAUGGAAGCAAGAAACUUUUAUCUUAUUAAUUCUGAA
Molecule: messenger RNA, 927 nt
Organism: Ricinus communis (castor bean)
Lineage: Eukaryota; Viridiplantae; Streptophyta; Magnoliopsida; Malpighiales; Euphorbiaceae
Product: cyclin-dependent kinases regulatory subunit 1
Exons: 4
Coding region: 216-482 (88 amino acids)
Biological process (GO): regulation of mitotic cell cycle
Cellular component (GO): cyclin-dependent protein kinase holoenzyme complex; SCF ubiquitin ligase complex
Molecular function (GO): histone binding; ubiquitin binding; cyclin-dependent protein serine/threonine kinase activator activity
Source: RefSeq, a predicted model, not a curated record